AUGGCUUUCCUUCUGCUAGUCUGCCUAGAGAACGUUGAAGAUGCUAAUCAAAAGACAUCCCUGGAACAGCUCGUCGAUCGACGAGUCGGUCGUGAUACAGUGAUUGGAGCUAGCGAAGGAUUGUCACGAACGGAACAAUUUGUUCUUGCUGCUCAAAAACCGCAGCCUCUUACGAAAACGCCAAACGAGCUAUUCUUGGACUACCAUUCAUCAAGAUGUUCAAGUCAUCAGAAAGCAACCUAA
This is a messenger RNA of Ostertagia ostertagi, 243 nucleotides long. The record is from the annotation of a GenBank genome assembly. NCBI's taxonomy places the organism in Eukaryota, Metazoa, Nematoda, Chromadorea, Rhabditida, Trichostrongylidae.